AUGAGGAGCUCUCGAAUCAUGGAUGCCUUCUGCAAAGAUGCAGCCCGCGCCGAAUGGACGCCCCAGCCCACGAAACCACAAAAGCUAAAGAAGAAACACAGAUUCUCUCUCUCCAAGCGCAGCACAUUCGGGAAACCUAUCGCCUUUUCUGAAGAUGACAUUCCCGUCGCCAAUCCUCGCCGACUAUCGCGGGCACCACGGUUGGAGGAGGACUAUCGUAGGGCACAGGGGGAAGGCCCAUUAUCAAUCUCAAAGGUCGGAAACAACCCCCCACAGCCUGUGCCGGAGCCCAUUUUCCCGCCGGACCAGUUUGCGGUCAACGAGAGCAUGACAGCAUCAUAUCGGCGGCGGUCGUGGACGCUGAAGCCGCGGAAUGGGGCGGGGCCUGCAAAGCCAGCGUUGGUGACCAUUGCAGAGUUCGAAGAGGGGAAUGAGAUGAAGUCAGGGUUUGUGUCGUGUGCGGCUUCGAUAGCCUAUACCUCGCCGUCAGUAUCACGAUCGACGACCUACACUUCACCAACAACCGCAACAUCUAACGCCCAAGAGAAAGGGAAAGAGCACGACACAAAGGCUCCUCUCCGCUCACCACCACCCCCAAGAACCAACCCAGACGCACCCCCAAUCCCAAAGCUCCCCGACUCCACCCCCAAGCCCAUCACCCCCAGCCCCGCAACCUUCAACCCGCAACCCUCCCCAGACCAAUACAUCCAGCAGUCCGCCCGCCGCCCCCAGAGCCAGCGCAUCUUCCGCGUCAACAGCCGCGGCACCGCCCCAAAGCGCAUGUCCAGCAAGAAGUCCUACCCCACAAAGGAAAAAGUAAUCACCCUCGGCGCCGCCCGCCCAAAACUCAUCGAGAUCAUCCCCGCCGGCCGGCGGCGCAGCCGCGGCAUGCGAAACUCUGCGCCCCCGAAACUGGCUUCGCCGCUGGCCCUCACCGGGCCGUAUGAGCUCCCGGUUGUAUCGUCGCCGAAAGCGACGCGUGUGGCGGAGUUGCCGGCGGUCGUGGUCGGAGGGGCGUCUCCGACGACGCCGAUACUGACCUUCACUGCGCCUACGCCCACGCCUACUCCGACGCCGGAGUCUAUUCCGGCGCCGACGAGGAAGCCACCGCCGCCGCCGGUGGUGGCGGCAGAGGAGAAGACGGAGAAGACGGUGUAUAAGCCGUACCGCGCGCCCACGCCGGAGGUGGUUGAUGAGAAGCCGCUUCCGGCCAUUCCGCCGCUGAAGACGGGGUGGCCGGCGUGGAAGAAGGAGGCGGAUGUGGUGGUGGUGGAGAAGAAGAGGAUGGAGGCGGUCGAGAAGAAACAGGAGGUGGUGAAGGAGGAGGUGAGGAAGACGGUGGUGAUCCCGGAGGCGUUGAGGAUUGGGAUGGCGAGUCAGAGUUUGGAGGCGAGGUUGGGGAGUUGGGAGGCGUUGGCGGCGGGGGAGAGGUAUUAG
Morchella sextelata is the source of this 1437-nucleotide messenger RNA. RefSeq lists its product as uncharacterized. The transcript has a single exon. NCBI's taxonomy places the organism in Eukaryota, Fungi, Ascomycota, Pezizomycetes, Pezizales, Morchellaceae. The coding region runs from base 1 to 1437 and encodes 478 amino acids. The record is from RefSeq and is a predicted model, not a curated record.